Medicago truncatula (barrel medic) is the source of this 1830-nucleotide messenger RNA. Its product is annotated as protein NETWORKED 4B. Gene Ontology annotation, molecular function: actin binding. Bases 264 to 1742 code for a protein of 492 amino acids. Gene Ontology annotation, cellular component: vacuolar membrane. The record is from RefSeq and is a predicted model, not a curated record. The transcript has 3 exons. Lineage: Eukaryota; Viridiplantae; Streptophyta; Magnoliopsida; Fabales; Fabaceae.
GAAUCUCUCUCUAUUCUAGUAACUGAUGAAUGACUAUUCUAUUCUAUUGGCAUUUAGCUCGAGGAUAUAGGUACUGUCAAUAUCAAACACACGUGUCACAACAUCACAGGUUGAGCCCUCUCAAAUAAAACAAACACAUUCAAAACCAAACAGAAACUGCACUUCUACUUGUUCUACCGCUCUCUGCUUUUGUUCUUGUUCAAUUCAACUAAGGUUUUUGUUGUUGGUGAUAUCUAAGUAAAGAAACAGUAAGGAAAAAGAAGAUGAGUGAAAGUACUAUGAAGAUGAAGAAUCAACCGUCACAGUCACACUGGUGGUGGCUUGAUGACAACACCACCGUUAGAAGAUCAGCAUGGCUUCAAUCUACACUUACUGAGCUGAAUGAGAAGACAAAGGCAAUGUUGAAAUUAAUUGAAGGAGAUGCAGAUUCCUUUGCACAAAGAGCUGAGAUGUUUUACAAGAAGAGGCCAGAGCUUGUGAGCAUGGUUGAAGAUUUCUAUAGGAAACACCGCUUGUUAGCUGAACGGUUUGAUCAAGUCAGGCCUGAAUCCGGAAUUCGCCUGCUCACCCCUUCUGCUUCACUUAAGCAUUCUCAACCAGAGAAGUUGGUGAGUUUUGAUGAUGAUCGUGGGUAUGAUAGCUAUUCUGAGAGUUGCGAUGUAGAGGAAUCUGUGAAAUCGGAAAUUGAUGAUCCUGAGCAUGAAGAGGAAGUUCAGUCCGUGGAUGCAAAUGAAGUGAUGAAGCUGACAAGCGAAACUGAGAGACUCGGUGAAGAGAAGAAAACUCAUAAGGAACACAUCAAGCAGAAAGAUGACAUUCUUGAUGAAGUAAUGAAAUUAAGAGAAGAGAUAGAACUACUCAGAAAAGAGAAUGAAGCGCAUAAGGACAAACUCAAGCAGAAAGAGACCAUUAGUAAUGAAGUAGUAAAGAAGUUGAGGGAAGAAAUAGAACAACUGAAGAAAGUGAAUAAUGCACAGAAGGAUGGACUCAAUCAGAAAGAUACCAUUUGUAAUGACGUAAUGAAGUUGAGGGACGAGAUUAAACAACUCGAGAAAGAAAAUGAAGCACAGAAGAAUGAACUCAAGCAGAAAGGUACCAUCAAUAAUGAAGUAAUGAAGCUGAGGGAAGAAACAGAUGAACUCAAGAAAGGGAAUGAAACACUGAAGCUUGAACUGAAGCACAAAGAUGAUAUUAGUAAUGAACUAAUGAAGUUGAAGGAGGAGAUAGAACGACUCGAGAAAGAGAAUGAAGCGCAAAAGGCUGAACUCAAAGAGAAAGAUACCAUAUGCAAUGAGGUAGUGAAGUUGAGGGAAGAGAAUGAAGCUCAGAGAGAUGAACUGAAGCAGAAAGAUACCAUUUGCAAUGAAGUAAUGAAGUUGAGGGAAGAAUUAGAAAGACACAAGAAAGAGAAUGAAGCAAAAAAGAGAGAAAGUUUUAGAGAAUAUACCAUUUGUGAUGAAGUAAUGAUGUUGAUGGAAGAGAGAGAAAGUUUUAGAGAAGAGAAUAGGACUCAGAAGAAUGAUCUGAAGCUGAAAGACAAAGAGAAAAUAGAGGUAAUAAGACAGCUGAGUUCAACAAUAGAUAUGCUGAAGCAGGAAAAUGUAAAAAUGAGAAGCUUCAUAGCUAAGGAAUCUGCCAAGAAAUGGAAGACCCCAUUUGAGUUCAACAAACUUAUUGAAACAUUCUCAGGGAAAUUGCUUAAGGGGAUUCCAAGGAAUAAGCCUAGUAUUGUAGCUCUCUAGAUAUGGUUCAAUUAGUUUAAAAUACUAUAUAGUUCUCUAAACAAUAUUAUAAAGAUGAUAUAUACAUAUGUAAUAUGUUAGUGCCUUA